GAACGAGUCAGCAACGCCACCGCCGCAGCGACCCGCUGCAGACACUUUGCAGGGAGCAAAGCUCGCGAGAACGGCCACCCAGGUGAGAUUCCCGAGCGAGGAGGCGGGGCCGGAAGAGCAGGAAGUCCCUCCCAGGCGCGUCGCCUCAGUGGCGUGCUCCUCGCGAGAGCGCCGAGGGCUGGCUCUCCGGAAGCGCGUUCGGAGUCGGCGGUGCCGCGCGUCGGCCUCGUCGGCCGCCGUAGCCCCUGCUAGACCAGCCCGUGCGAACCUGCUGGAAGAGGAAGAGAAAGGCAGAGAGAGUCGGAUUACAAGAUGGCGGGUCUGUGGUAGCGACCGCGGCGGCGGCGGCGACAGCGGGAGAGCGAGCGAGACCCGGGGAGCGAAGGGAAGGGGGGUGGGUGUGCGCAGGGGGGACGGGAGGGGCGGCGGAGACCACGAGCAGAGGGCUCUCGGCGGCUCUCGUCACCCCUCCCCACGGCUGAGCCUCUGGAGCCAUGGUAAACGCGGGCCUCUCGGGCGCCGCUGCCGCCGCCGCGGCCGCCGCGACCGGCUCUCAGGAGUGAGGAGCGCCGGCGGGGCGAGCGAGGAGGCGGCGGCGGGGGCGGCGGGGCCGGCAGCCACCAUGUCGGAUACACGGCGGCGAGUGAAGGUCUACACCCUGAACGAAGACCGGCAGUGGGACGACCGAGGCACCGGGCACGUCUCCUCCACUUACGUCGAGGAGCUCAAAGGGAUGUCGCUGCUGGUUCGUGCGGAGUCCGACGGAUCUCUACUCUUGGAGUCAAAGAUAAAUCCAAACACUGCGUAUCAAAAACAGCAGGAUACUUUAAUUGUUUGGUCAGAAGCUGAAAACUAUGAUCUGGCUCUAAGUUUUCAAGAAAAAGCUGGCUGUGAUGAGAUUUGGGAAAAAAUUUGUCAAGUUCAAGGUAAGGAUCCAUCAGUAGAAGUCACACAGGACCUCAUUGAUGAAUCAGAAGAAGAGCGGUUUGAAGAAAUGCCAGAAACUAGUCAUCUAAUUGACCUGCCCACAUGUGAACUCAGUAAACUUGAAGAGAUUGCUGACUUAGUUACCUCAGUUCUUUCCUCACCUAUCCGUAGGGAAAAGCUGGCUCUGGCCUUGGAAAAUGAAGGCUAUAUCAAAAAACUGCUGCAGCUGUUCCAAGCUUGUGAGAACCUAGAAAACACUGAAGGCUUACACCAUUUGUAUGAAAUUAUUAGAGGAAUCUUAUUCCUAAAUAAGGCAACUCUUUUUGAGGUAAUGUUUUCUGAUGAGUGUAUCAUGGAUGUCGUGGGAUGCCUUGAAUAUGAUCCUGCUUUGGCCCAGCCAAAAAGACAUAGAGAAUUCUUGACCAAAACUGCAAAGUUUAAGGAAGUUAUUCCAAUCACAGACUCAGAGCUAAGGCAGAAGAUACAUCAGACUUACAGGGUACAGUACAUUCAGGACAUCAUUCUGCCAACACCAUCUGUUUUUGAGGAGAAUUUCCUUUCUACUCUGACAUCUUUCAUUUUCUUCAAUAAAGUUGAAAUAGUCAGCAUGCUGCAGGAAGAUGAGAAGUUUUUGUCUGAAGUUUUUGCACAAUUAACAGAUGAGGCCACAGAUGAUGAUAAACGGCGUGAGUUG
Messenger RNA from Psammomys obesus (fat sand rat), 1621 nucleotides. Its product is annotated as serine/threonine-protein phosphatase 4 regulatory subunit 3B. NCBI's taxonomy places the organism in Eukaryota, Metazoa, Chordata, Mammalia, Rodentia, Muridae. Gene Ontology annotation, molecular function: protein phosphatase activator activity. The record is from RefSeq and is a predicted model, not a curated record. Gene Ontology annotation, cellular component: protein phosphatase 4 complex; nucleoplasm. Gene Ontology annotation, biological process: protein dephosphorylation; DNA damage response.